Molecule: messenger RNA, 594 nt
Organism: Paramuricea clavata
Lineage: Eukaryota; Metazoa; Cnidaria; Anthozoa; Malacalcyonacea; Plexauridae
Source: the annotation of a GenBank genome assembly
AUGAAAGGUUCUCAAUUUUGGAGAAGCAACAGAAAAAUAGUAGUUGUAAGGGCAAACCAAGUUGCUAACAUUAGAAGGAAGCUCAAUUCGAAGAAAAGGAAGCCAGUUGAUUUCAUAGAGCAACUCAAGCGACUGGUCUCCGACUCUACCAAUGAUGACUUCGACGAACCAGUUCCCCUAGUGCCAAUCAGUGUUAGUUGUCCUACUAUGCCUAAUCUGACCGUGGAAGAACAAGCCAAAGAGAUGUUGGGCAAGAUAUUUAAUUGCUCUAUAUGUCUCAACAGAGCUACGUUACCAGCUGCUGCUUGCUCAUGCUUCUCAGUUAUUGGGUGCAUCCCUUGUGUAGAGCAGUGGUACGAGGCAACGACAACGAACAACAAUAAAUGUCCUCUGUGCAGAACCAACAGGCAAUACCACACCAUACCAAUUGUGCGUGAAUUUUCAUCUCUCCUGCAACAGCCGCUGCCUGAAGAGCCAAGUCAAAUCAACAUCCCCAGCGAUGAUGAUUCAUUAGACACCAUUCCAUACGGUGACAAUGAAACUUUAAGGAAUGAUGCGUCCGAUGAAGAACUACCUAUUGGACUAGGUGAAUAA